This is a messenger RNA of Phlebotomus argentipes, 892 nucleotides long. RefSeq names its product tetratricopeptide repeat protein 12. The record is from RefSeq and is a predicted model, not a curated record. NCBI's taxonomy places the organism in Eukaryota, Metazoa, Arthropoda, Insecta, Diptera, Psychodidae. Gene Ontology annotation, molecular function: protein binding. Bases 175 to 876 code for a protein of 233 amino acids. The transcript is spliced from 4 exons.
GUUUCUAGGAUAUCACACCAAACAUCCCUCUUCCCACUGACACGCUAAAAUUCACCCCAUCGUCUUGCGGUUUAAUCAAUAUUCCAAGUUUCUUGUGCUCACGAAAGCACAAUUUCAGAAGACAGUUUCAAAAGUGAAUCAGCAAAAAGACAACGUUUCAUCGAGCCCCAAAAAAUGGCAAAAGCCAAGGAAGAUGAUGAAUUUUCUGCAUUUGAGUCAAAAGUCGAUGAAGUGAUGAAUGUCCUUAAAUUCAUGUCUAGUGACGAUCAUAAAAAUCAACAAGUCAACGCAUCAAUUAAUAAUGGCUUUCUGGGAAACGAUAAGAAGCACCUCGACAGUGUCAACAUUGACAAUUUUAUUGUUAAGGUCAAGGAGGAUCGAACUGUUAUAAAUAACACGAUAAAUGAGGAAACAUCAGCAAUUGCCCAGGACAAGCACGCUUUCAUGGCGUCAAUGGAAAAGGACGCUGCUCGACGCUAUGCCGAGCGCAAAGAGCGCGAAUCAAUCGCCCAGAAUCUGCGAAAACUCGGCAAUGUCGCGUUCCGCAAAGAGGAAUACGAGAAAGCCAUCAGCAUGUACUCAAAGGCAAUUGACCAGGUCAGAGACAGUCCGAUACUCUACAACAAUCGUGCUCUAUGCUACAUGAGAGUCGCUCUCUACAAGCGUGCAAUUAUUGAUUGUGACUUUGUCAUCAACAAAUUGGAUGAGAAGAAUUUACGAUCAUGGCUGUAUCGCGCCAAGAGCUAUUAUCAUCUCGGCGAACAAAGGAAUUAUGAGAAGAGCAUCUCUGAGGCGAAGAAGAACAAUCCCAAGGAUCUCCAGUUUAUCGAGGAUGUCGUGAAGGACCUUCAAGAGUACGAGCAAAUUGAAAAGUAAAGAAAAUCUUACCGAG